Molecule: messenger RNA, 1023 nt
Organism: Macroventuria anomochaeta
Lineage: Eukaryota; Fungi; Ascomycota; Dothideomycetes; Pleosporales; Didymellaceae
Exons: 1
Source: RefSeq, a predicted model, not a curated record
AUGCAUCGAGCACUCUUGUUACCCGAACUCGUCACAGCGAUCAUCAGGGCCGGCAAAACGGAUCCUGGCCUGCUUUACAGCUGCUUGUUUGUCAACAAGCUGUUCUUUUUGGAAGCAUGCAGGGUUCUGUGGAAAGGCUGUUAUGGUAUCUUUGGUGUCGGACACGUAACUCCGAAGAUCAGUGACCUUGGAGGCAUGGUGCUGCGCCCUAACAUCGGACGUGAUCGCGCACAGUUCUAUGCCAACUUCGUUCGCGUGCUCGUCUUCCAGGAGGAUGAGUUCAGCGGCGAAGAUGAUGCACGAUGGCACCCUCAACUUCUCGAAUUACGGUUUCCUCUUUUGGAAGACCUGAACAUUUGGAAAACAAAAUCAGCUGAAGAGUUCAACACAGAAGAUACGAUCCUCCACUACGUUCAGCCUGGCCUUCGAGACCUUCGUGUGGAUGCGAGUGGCCCUCUUUCUGACUCUUUUCUCGAUGAGGUCAGCCGCCUGUGUCCUAGACUCCAGCAACUUGACAUCGACUUCAAGAAUGUUACAAUUUCGAAGAAGGGUCUUGCUCGCUUUUUGCAACAGAUGUCAUAUUUAGAAGGUUUACACGUGGCUGCGCUGAACAAGAGUUGGUCGGCUGAGGCAUUCGCCACGGUGGCUAAGUAUGAGCGGCUGAAGCUCCUACAUGUCCCAGCAGUCCACGACACUUGGUUCGACAUCCUCGAUUCGCCAUCAAAGUCAGCCCUCUUUCCAGCAUUGAAGUAUUUUUAUUGCCUAGACACGACCGGCAAAGCUCUGCGACGGUUGCACGAUAUGAACUCACAACUGGAGGCCCUCCAUGUCUAUGAAGGCAGUCUGCCAGGACCGGAAGAUGUUCUUCUAGCAGCUGCACAGUUUUCCCGGCUCACGAACUUCCGUUACCAUCCAGGACCUCAUGCGCACAUCGCGGGACAGAACGUGCUGAAGCUGGCACAGAACUGCCCUUAUCUUACCUCGUUGUCCAUUGGCCAGGAUCAAGCAAUGGCUCCAACCGGU